AAGCGAGUAUUUUAUUUCCAAAUAUAGGUCUGGUCUGGGUGAUCCUGGCUCUAGAAGUGCAACUUUGCGGCUGGGGCGCGGGUCGGGGGCGGGGGGCGGUGAGCGUCCUGGAGUGGGGAAGAACAGAUCCUGCCUGCACGGAUCACUAGGAGGCGGGACACGGCCGGGAGUUCCCACGGGUCGUGGGCGGUGGCGAGAUUGGCUCCGGGCAGCUGUCGUGCGGCUACGGCUACGCUCCUGGAAGCCAGCCUCGAACCCAUACACAGCCCCCCACCGGCCUCUUAGGCACUUAGGGCGGGAGGUUUCGUUGGGAUCCGUCUGGAGCCGAGCGGAAAACUUUUCCCUUCCCAGUCCCACGGCCUCUUUUGUCUUUCUUGGCGGCUGCGACGCCAGAGCUGCGAGUCCCUGACCCCGGCCCAGCGCGCCCCGCCUGCUGACCACCAAGGGCAGGCGCGCUGGGAUUCCUUGCUCCCUAUGGCGGCGGCCAGAGGGCCCCCGACUAGUGGGAGUCCCAGGCAGCUGAGCGCCCUCCCCUCAGAGGCUGAGGCUGAUCCGAGGGUGCGGGAGUAGGGACGUCCCCGUCCCCCCACCACGGUCCUGCACCCCUCGCCACCCGCCCCCUUGCCUGACUCAUCCGCCCCCGGUGGCCGCGCGGCAUCCGCUGCCCGAGCCCCGCCGGGAUGGGGAGGAAGACAGCGGCUGCCUGCGGCUGCCGAGAUUUCUGCUGAUGCCCCCGACCCCAACGCCGCCUCCCUCGCUAGCCUCCGGAGGCGCCAGACGUCCCAACAGCUCUUGGGGUGAGAGCCCGGAGAAGCGACUGUACCUCCAAGUCCCCGCGCUCAGGACAGAAUAAAAGACCGAGCUAUGAUAGCGACUGGUGGAGUGAUAACCGGCCUGGCCGCCCUGAAAAGGCAAGACUCAGCCAGAUCGCAGCAUCACGUCAACCUCAGCCCAUCGCCUGCCGCCCAAGAGAAGAAACCAGUCAGGCGUCGGCCUCAGGCUGAUGUCGUGGUCGUUCGAGGCAAAAUCCGGCUUUAUUCCCCCUCUGGUUUCUUCCUCAUUUUAGGAGUGCUUAUUUCCAUUAUAGGAAUUGCAAUGGCAGUUCUUGGAUAUUGGCCCCAGAAAGAACAUUUUAUCGAUGCUGAGACCACAUUGUCAACAAACGAAACUCAGGUCAUUCGGAACCAAAGUGGUGUGGUGGUUCGCUUCUUUGAGCAGCAUUUACAUUCUGAUAAGAUGAAAAUGCUCGGCCCUUUCACAAUGGGGAUUGGCAUUUUCAUUUUCAUUUGUGCUAAUGCCAUUCUUCAUGAGAACCGUGACAAGGAAACCAAAAUCAUACACAUGAGAGACAUCUAUUCCACAGUCAUCGACAUCCACACGCUAAGAAUCAAGGAGCAAAAGCAUAUGAAUGGCAUCUACACUGGUGUGAUAGGAGAAACAGAAGUUAAACAGAAUGGGAGCUCCUGUGCAUCAAGACUGGCAGCAAACACCAUUGCUUCUUUCUCAGGUCUUAGGAGCAGUUUUCGGAUGGACAGCUCUGUCGAAGAGGAUGAGCUUGUGCCAAAUGAAAAUAAGAGUUUGGGGCAUCUUAUGCCGCCUUUGCUGUCUGACAGCUCUGUCUCUGUCUUUGGCCUCUACCCACCUCCUUCCAAGACAACUGAUGAUAAUAAGACCAGCAGCUCUAAGAAAUGUGAAACCAAGUCAAUUGUGUCAUCAUCCAUCAGUGCUUUUACAUUGCCUGUGAUCAAACUUAAUAACUGUGUUAUUGAUGAGCCCAGUAUAGAUAACAUCACGGAAGAUGCUGAGAACCUCAAAAGCAGGUCAAGGAAUUUAUCCAUGGAUUCCCUUGUGGUCCCUUUGCCCAACACCAGUGAGUGUUUCCAGCCCAUCAGCAUGGCACUCCCGAGGAAUAAUUCCGUCGGAGAGUCAUUGUCUAGUCAAUACAAGUCCUCCGUGGCCCUUGGACCUGGGGCUGGACAGCUUUUGUCUCCCGGGGCUGCUAGAAGACAGUUUGGGUCCAACACAUCCUUGCAUGUGCUGUCAUCACAUUCAAAAUCCCUAGACUUAGACCGAGGUCGCUCCACCCUCACUGUUCACGCAGAACAACGGAAACAUCCCAGUUGGCCUCGGUUGGAUCGAAGCAAUAGCAAAGGAUAUGUGAAACUCGAGAACAAAGAGGACCCAAUGGAGAGGUUGCUUGUGCCCCAAGCUGCAAUCAAAAAAGACUUUACCAAUAAGGAGAAGCUUCUUAUGAUUUCAAGAUCUCACAAUAAUUUGAGUUUUGAACAUGAUGAGUUUUUGAGUAACAACCUAAAGCGAGGAACUUCUGAAACAAGGUUUUAAAUGUUUUAAAAUACAUAAUUUUACAAGGCUAUAUAUUUUAAAACUAUUUUCAGCAGUGGGUCCUUGUUAAAGCAUUGGUUAUAAAUAUUUUUAAUCAAAUGGGUUGUACUAUAUUAGAACUGGCUGCUUAAUUCUGUCAUGGAGGUAGUUGUAUGCUUGGGUUACAAGAUGCGGUACUCUCUAUUAUCACAUAAGAUUUUAUUUUUUUCCAUUCCUUUGAAAGCAUGAUCUCUUUUAUUAAUAUGAAUACAGAAUACUUCCACUUGACUUAAAGCUCAUUUUCUUUAUUACUUUUGAUUUUCUCAUUAAUGAUCAUAUUCAUAGAAUGAAGUGUCUGCUUUUGAAAAGGUAUACUAGGAACCAAAGUGUGGACUAGGAGUAGCAAAUUCAGGCCCAAGCCACAGUAUUUAUUUAUGAAUGAGUAGGAGUGCAAAUCUUAGGUGUGCUUUUCUGAAUAAUUGCUUUUGCAUAGAAUUGGUUAGAUUAUUUAAAAGGAAAAAGAUCUAGCUUCUGUGGGAGCUAAAUAACAUGAAUUGGUUUAGUUCUCUGUGAGCUAACUGACGUGAAUUGGUUAAGUUGGUAGGUAGGUAUUUGUUUAACAUCAGCACUAUUUAGUAAUAUUUUAUCAAGAAGCCAUAUAUUCAAGAGUUAUGGCUGAGAAUGCAAGAUAUUCUUCGGGAUAAGAAAUCAAAUGCUAUCAGCUAGAACUCUAAGUAUCCAGAAUCAAAAUUUCUUUGCAACUGACUUAAAAAAUGAAUGGACCAAUUAAGUUUUAGAAAUGCUACCUUAAAAUAAUAAUAUACAUGAAGAAAAUGUUAACUAAUGAAUUAAAAUACAUUGUAUGCUAGUUAAUGUUAACUAGUCUCAGUUCCUUUUGCUAGUCAUCUCUAUUAUCAUCCAAUAUCCACUCAUUCUCACGUUCUUAUUUUCCCCCAAUAUUUUUUAGAUCCUGUGUUUUGGAAAAUAAUCAGCUAAUCUUGACAUUUCUUUUUAUCUUUGCAUAUCACUAGCUUGGUGAUUUAAGAAAAUUCAGUCAUUGAUAAAUUGCCUUGAAAUUGACCUUGUGCUGGAAAGCCUAAUGAUGACUCCAGUGACUUUCUUAUGAUAUAAUACAUUUUGGGGAUUGUGGCUCUCAGUUAUUGAAGAUAGUAAAUAUUAAAAUGGAUGUUUCCAUCAAAAAUUUUUCAUGUUUGCCAUUAAGGUAACAUAUAAUUUUAAGAAUUGUUUAAUGGAAUACUUAGGGAACUUUACAGGUUUUUCUCAGUACCUAAACAUUUCUGAACAUCACUAUUGCAUUUGUUGUGGAAGAAGAGAAGGAAGAUGUAUUUCUGAUUGUAAGUUCCCACAAUUCCAUCUUGUGUUGGCGUCAUGAAUUUGAGGCACAGUGUUACUUAUUAGACCAUCGAGCCUGUGUAUUGUAAUAGAGUGGGCUCAGUAUUUCACCAUAAAGCAUUUAAUAAAUUUCUUUUCUUAAUAAAAAUGUGUGUUCUUCAUA
Molecule: messenger RNA, 3838 nt
Organism: Phyllostomus discolor (pale spear-nosed bat)
Lineage: Eukaryota; Metazoa; Chordata; Mammalia; Chiroptera; Phyllostomidae
Gene: TMEM200A
Product: transmembrane protein 200A
Exons: 2
Coding region: 865-2343 (492 amino acids)
Source: RefSeq, a predicted model, not a curated record